AUGGCUCCCGCUGCUACCUCGUCCCGAUCGCACGCCGACCCUCGUGAGCAACAGCUCCAGGUCUCAGGCCAGAACCGCGUCGCCAUCUUUGACAAGCAGGGUGGUCCCGUCUCGGUCAAGGAAGCACCCAUCCAGAAAGAGCUCAAGCGAGGCGAGGCGCUCGUCCGCGUCAUCUACUCUGGUGUCUGCCACACCGACCUGCAUGCCAUGCUCGGUGACUGGCCUUUGGACAACAAACUUCCGCUCGUCGGUGGACAUGAAGGUGCCGGUGUCGUCGUCGCCCUCGGUGAAGGUGCUGACCAGUACGUCAAGGUCGGUGACCGUGUAGGUAUCAAGUGGAUCGCCACUUCGUGCCUCAACUGCUCCUUCUGCAGGACGGGUGCCGAACCCAACUGCCCACACGCGCAGUGCUCUGGUUUCAGCGUCGACGGUUCCUUCCAAAAGUACGCCGUUUCGUAUGCCAACCACCUUUCGAUCAUCCCGGACGAUCUUCCUCUCGACCAGGCCGCUCCUAUUCUUUGUGCUGGUGUCACAGUGUACAAGGCUCUCAAGGAAGCUCAGCUGAAUCCUGGUCAGUGGGUCGCCAUUCCCGGUGCUGGUGGUGGACUGGGACACUUGGCCAUCCAGUACGCCGUCGCUGCCGGCUACCGUGUCAUCGCCAUUGACACGGGUGCGGACAAGAAGCAGCUCUGCGAAUCGCUGGGCGCUGAACGUUUCAUCGACUUUAAGACGUCCAAAAACCUUGUUGACGAUAUCAAGGCGGCCACGCCUGACGGAUUCGGUCCUCAGGCGGCUGUGGUUGCUGCCUCUGGUGCUGCCGCUUACGAACAGGCGCUCGACUACAUUCGCCCGCGUGGUGUCCUGGUAGCCGUCGGCUUGCCCGGCCAGGCCGACAUCAAGGCCAACGUCUUCUUCACCGUCUUCCGCUCGGUUCGUAUCGUCGGCUCCUACGUCGGUAACCGACAGGACGCCCAGGAGGCGCUCGACAUCGCAGCUGCCGGCAAGGUCAGGACUCACUUCAGGACGCUCGGUCUCUCGCAGCUCCCACAAGUCUACGAUGACAUGCAGAGCGGUAAGAUCGCUGGCCGUAUCGUGCUCGACAUCGACCAGUAA
Molecule: messenger RNA, 1113 nt
Organism: Mycosarcoma maydis (corn smut)
Lineage: Eukaryota; Fungi; Basidiomycota; Ustilaginomycetes; Ustilaginales
Product: putative alcohol dehydrogenase I
Exons: 1
Coding region: 1-1113 (370 amino acids)
Molecular function (GO): zinc ion binding; oxidoreductase activity
Source: RefSeq, a predicted model, not a curated record